Messenger RNA from Trypanosoma grayi, 465 nucleotides. RefSeq names its product SFT2 domain containing 2. The record is from RefSeq and is a predicted model, not a curated record. The transcript has a single exon. Gene Ontology annotation, biological process: vesicle-mediated transport. Gene Ontology annotation, cellular component: membrane. Bases 1 to 465 code for a protein of 154 amino acids. Lineage: Eukaryota; Euglenozoa; Kinetoplastea; Trypanosomatida; Trypanosomatidae.
AUGGAGGUGCCAGUGGAGAUUGCUGAGCCGGACACCCUUGACGUCAAUGACGAGCAGUGGUUUCAGGGGCUUUCUUGGUCUUCGCGCAUACAAGGAUACUUGCUCUUUACAGCGCUGGGGUUUUUCUCCAGCGCAAUGGGGUGGGUCGCGCUGGGCAUUGGAUAUUAUUGGAAGUAUUCGGUUUUGUCAACGCUUGGGAGCGCAAUGUCUUUGGCGAGUACACUGAUCAUUAUGGGCCCCCACGCUCAGCUUCAAUACAUGUGCGAUGAGUACCGACGCACAUCCUCCAUGCUCUACAUUGGAUCGCUGCUCCUGACUUUUGUCGUUGCCUUUACGUUGAAGUCCGCUGUGUUGUGUCUGAUUUGUGGGUUGCUUCAGUACGCGUGCUUGAUAUGGUAUUCGCUUUCAUACGUUCCCUAUGGGCGAGAGGCUGUGUUGACGUUCGUUGCCCGUUUUUUCCCCUGA